Cyanistes caeruleus (blue tit) is the source of this 2973-nucleotide messenger RNA. RefSeq names its product nucleolar atypical zinc finger (gene NOAZFP). The record is from RefSeq and is a predicted model, not a curated record. Gene Ontology annotation, cellular component: nucleus. Gene Ontology annotation, molecular function: zinc ion binding. NCBI's taxonomy places the organism in Eukaryota, Metazoa, Chordata, Aves, Passeriformes, Paridae.
UGGUGCCUCAAAGGGGCCGGGCUAGAUGCGCUGAGGGUCUCGGUUCCGGGCUCUUGCUGCUUAAGUGCUCGAACAAGCGAAGCGGUGUCCGGCUCCCCCGUGGCCAGGUGCCGGGAAACGCGGAGCACGGCGAUCCAGAUAGUGAAACAUGCCUAAAAAAAAGACUGGUGCUCGUAAGAAAGCCGAGAACCGUCGGGAACGUGAGAAGCAGAUAAGGGCUUCACGAGACAACAUAGACUUGGCCAAACAUCCUUGUAAUGCUUCAAUGGAAUGUGAUAAGUGCCAAAGACGACAGAAGAAUAGAGCUUUUUGUUACUUCUGUAAUUCUGUUCAGAAGUUGCCCAUUUGUGCACAAUGUGGAAAAACCAAAUGCAUGAUGAAGUCUUCAGACUGUGUUAUAAAACAUGCUGGUGUGUACAGUACUGGACUAGCUAUGGUGGGUGCAAUCUGUGAUUUCUGUGAAGCCUGGGUGUGUCAUGGGAGGAAAUGUCUCAGCACCCAUGCGUGUAUGUGCCCCCUGGCAGAUGCAGAAUGCGUUGAGUGUGAAAGAAGUGUCUGGGACCAUGGAGGCAGAAUAUUUGCCUGUUCUUUUUGCCAUGAUUUCCUCUGUGAAGAUGAUCAGUUUGAACAUCAAGCCAGCUGCCAAGUUCUGGAAGCAGAGACAUUUAAAUGUGUCUCCUGUAACAGGCUGGGACAGCAUUCCUGCCUGCGUUGUAAGGCUUGUUUUUGUGACGAUCAUGUGCGAAGUAAAGUUUUCAAGCAGGAAAAAGGGAAAAAGCCUCCUUGCCCUAAAUGUGGCCAUGAAACUCAGCAGACAAAGGAUCUGAGCAUGUCAACACGCUCUUUGAAGUUUGGCCGACAGACUGGAGGAGAAGAUGCAGAUGGAGCUUCUGGUUAUGAUGCCUACUGGAAAAACCUUUCCUCUAGCAAGACUGGGGAUGCAGGCGACCGUGAGGAUGAAUAUGAGUAUGAAGCAGAAGAUGAUGAUGAAGAUGACAAUGAUGAGCGAGGGAAGGAUUCAGAUUCUGAGGCCACAGAUGUAUUCAGCAAUUUGAAUUUAGGAAGGACCUAUGCUAGUGGGUAUGCACAUUAUGAGGAAUCAGAGGAUUAAGCUUAGUAUGCUGGUAAGCUAAAAACAUUUUGAAGGAGUCAAGCAAUGCUUCACUGAAUUGUGUACAUGCCAGUAGGAUAGCUCUAUCAGGUACUUACACAUCAGAGUUAGAGAAUAAAGAGUGUGGGACUUCUGCAGUAAGUCUGUUGGACAUUUUUCCUGUAGAUGAACUGAUGUUUUGUUUGGGAAUGGGGGAGAAAAUCAGGGUAAUUUUAUUCCCCUAAACAACAGAAUAGUUUUGUCCUUGAGUAUAAUGGUUCAAUGCCAUUUUCUCCUAUCAACACAGGAAUGUGGGACAGCUAUAGAACUUGCUUCCAUUUGCCCAUCAGAAAUUAAGUUAUUUUUUACAAUAAUUUUGUUAACUGAUUUCAUACAUUUAUGCAGUGGUGAGUUGGUGACUGCAUUUUUUUUGGUCUGCACAAUAAAAGUCAACUGUAUUCUCUAAUGAACUGUCAUAAAUAUUGAUCUCCCUUGAAUAGUUGGAAAGCAGGUUGUAUACAAAGUGUAAAUUGACACUGAAAUUACUUGCUUGUUUAUGUCAGUAUGGCAGAUCAAUGUAGUUCCCUAUGUAUUUGCAUAUCAUCUUUUCGGUGUUUUUCUUAUUAGCUAUUAAUUGCUUGGGCUAUAUAUAGUCAUUAUAAGAGCACUCCAGAUAAUCAAAACUUCUAUGGAAAUAAAAUGUUAGUAUCCUCUCUGCCACAAAAAUCUGUAAGGCAAUUUCCCAUUAGAUGAAAGGGAGACUGUUUUCAUCUGUACCUAGCCUUCAACUCUUUUCCUUGCAUAUGAUAAGAAAAAAAAAUACUAGAUAGGAAGCAACGCCAUAUAUGAGCUGAGAAGGUGAGAAAACAUGGGGGCUUCAAAAUGCUGGGUUCAAAUACUGUUCUGUGCAAGCCUGCCUGUACAAGGCAAUUGAUCACUUCUGAGCUGUGACACCUGCAGAAGUGUUUGCAGUGGUUCUAGUUUGAAAGUAAACAUGUUAAUUGCCCAUAUACAGAUCUAAGUGAUGGCAUUUAUUUUCUCUAUGUAGGGGAAUGUUUUACAGCACACAGGUCAUGGUACAAGGGCAACCACCGAAAGUGUUGCUUCAGCUUUCUAAUUAAUGCAAGAGAGCCCUUUUUGUUAUCUGUCAAAUACCUGAACUGAUUAUAUCAUUACCUGCUUUUGUGGUGUUUCUCUACUUUUUUGUAACAGCUAAAGGUCAUGUGUUGGUAGAGCAUACCCUAUUGAGAGUAGUUUUUAAUGAUGUUAGGAUUGCCAAAUGAACAUUUCGUAGCAAAACAGGAUUGGAAAACCUGGUCUUGAUACUUCCCUCCUAAAUGCAUCUCAUACCAAAUAUGUGAAAGAUGAGAGCUCCAGAGAGAUCCAUCUAGGACAAAAACAAACUGCUAAAGAGCAGAACUUGGUAAUGGCAGCUGAGGGAGCAGCUCUGUAGGAGAAGGGGGCACAGCUGGUGAGUGUAUGCCUUUGGAACUGGAGAUGAAACAAGUGAAUGCACUGUCUGAAAGCCAAAUCCCCUUCAAACAUUGAAACAUCCAGUAUCAUAUGCAAAGGCCUGUCUUAAAUGAAGUACCUGAGAGAUGUCUUGAUCAGUCUUUUGCAUAACCAGACAUGAAGUGAUGGAAGUGGGACACCUGCCAAUUCAACUCCGAUUAAUUUCUGAAAUUGGCACAUGUGAGAGAAUUUCUGUUCAGCUUCAUAUGUUCCAAAAACUUCCACAUUGAGUUCAUCUGUGACUGGUCAAUUCCAGCAGCAAUGUCAGUUUUUAAAUCUUGGUUGGUGUUUCAAAUGCAAAACACUUAUCAGUACCAAGUCCUCUACAGAACCGAGGAAAAUACAUGUGUUUCUGCAUAUAUGUAAAAUUA